GGAAGAAAAAGUUAGCCUUUGAUAGGAAUACACACACACACACACACACACACACACACACACACACACACAAACGACUCGAAGUGAGUCUUAACUAUCGAGAGACCCCCAAAGUGAGACAGGAGAAUGGAGGUCGAAGCAAAGGCAGGAGGUUUAUUUUUCUGGUGAGUGACGAGAAGGCACCCCCGACUGGUUAUUACAAGCAGUUUUUAUUCUUUUUAGGGGCACAGGUUACAUCAGCAAGGUUACAGUUCAAACUUAUUGGUUAAGCAUAUUGACCUUUAAAUGUAUUGGCCGUAGCAAGCAUGACACAAAUUUGAACUCUACCUGGGACUUUUCAGAGGGUCCUGUGACUAUCAGUCAGUACUUUCUGAAUUUUUUUACUCAAGAAUGUUCCUGUGGGUGGAGAAUGGAACUUGGCCUAGCCUUGUCCCCAGGCAGGAGGGGGAAGCUGCAAGGAGGGUGUGGGACUGGAAAAGCCCUUAGGGUCCCCCAUAUAUAAACAAAGACAGAACACAGGAGAAGAGAAACCAGUGAGUGUCAGGAAAGGGAGGGACUGCUAGUUCAAAGUCCUCUUAAAUUCCCUUCCCUAACACAUUAUUAUAGCAGAAAUCUCUCUCUUUGGGGCUAAUGAAAUAAGACCUUUUGAAAAAUAUUUCUCCCUUCUCUUUGUUCAAGAAAAGCCUAAAGUAGGAAGGACCACUUAUAAUCGGAAAUGCGCUGUUACCAUAGGUGUGGGAACUGAAUUGAACUUUGAUUUGUGGAAAAGUGGAGUAAAUACUCUGAAGGGACAGCGUAGAACUCAGGAAGAGCUCAGUGGCUCAAGAGAGUCGGGGGAGAAAGUUAAUAUAAACACAGUUAGGCAGCUGGGUAGGUUAACAGGCAAUUAUGAAGGUUAGAAUUCUGUCUUCCCACACCCAUUUCAAAAGAGUGGCUCUCAGGACCUUGAAAAGGAUACUUCUGCGGGCUGGAGAUACAAACACACCCCAAAGGGACAAAGGAUUAACAAAUGUAAGCAGUUCCAAGCGGGGGUAGGUAGGGAAGUAGGGUAGAUAGGGAAGUGUAUUCAAGGCCCGUGUGCCCCUGGGCGCUGUGCACUUGGGAGACCAGAGGCCAAUGUCUGUCUGGGGCCUCGUCUAUUGGAAUUACAUUUUAAUUUUUGUUUUCUUGGGAAAGGGCUUCUCACCGAACCCAACGUUCACUAGACAUGCUAGCCAGUAAGUCAGGGUCAGACUCCCCGGUGUGCUGGGGUUACGGGCUGGUUCUGCCGGGCUUGACUUUUUUAUUUUUAUUUUUCCUCACAUGGGUGCCUGGAUACACACUCACCAGGUGCAUACUCAGAUCUCUACCUACGUGUGGCGGACACUUCGCUAGCAGUUAUCUCCCCAGCUCCAUAAGUCAUUUUCAGGAAGCCUAUAUAGGACAGUAGAUUCGAACAACAGUGAGAUCUCUUGGCAGCUUGGAACAGGUACUGAUAGGGGCUUAGGGUCAUCCAGAGGAACCAUUAGAAAUGAUGCCAGAAUAAGGAGAGGGUACAAGAUGGAAGUCUACAGUUUUUGUAAGCUAAGAUCGAGGCCUACUUAAGAGGACUCAGGACCUAGAUAGAAUUUGGCCAAGGAGAGACUGUCUCUCUCAACCUACCAGGACCACAUCUUUCCUCAAUGCUUAAUGGAAAGAAAACUUAUAUUCUGGUCUAUUUUUUCCUUAUUUUAUUCCAGCCAAAUUAACAUCUCUCCUCUGGCUUCAUAGCAUCUAUUAUACUCUUUCUCAUACAGAAAUUUUUCAAGUGGUACCGGAGGCAUUCUCAUAAUCUUAUUUCAUUGUGCACAUAGGCACACAGACACUUUCCCAAGGACCAUUAAAUCAGUUCAGCAUCUGUGCAGCCCUGGGAGACAAGGGAGAGAUUCACUGACACAGGGUACUGAGAUCUCUUCAGUCACGACCUGACAUUGAUGAAAGACAGCUAAGAAGCACUGAUACUUCUGCGGCCAUUGUUUUGGUUUUUUUUUUUUUUUUAACCCUGCAGAACCUGAUUCUUAAGUCAACGCUAGGAGUGUUUCAACACACACAACUUGGAGGCUUGUUAUCUGAGAGCCCCUUAGAGGUAAGCAAUAUCCAGCUUAUUCUCAGGGUAUGGAGAAGUCAUAACCCCUAUGAAAUGCAAGUCAUAGUUGGUAGGUAGGAGAGACAUAAUCCAAAAGAUAUUAAGUAUUGUUGAAGGUCAGAACCUUUCUUUGUUGCUAGUGGGAGUUAAAUGGCUCAGAUACUUUGAAAGCACAGUGGCAGUCUUUCAAAGUUCACGGUUGGGAUUAAGACAGUCUAGCAACUCCACUCUUUGAUUUCAGUUUCACUCAACAGAAAUGAAAGCAUGCACACACAAAAACGGGCACACGAAUGCUUAUAGCUGCAUUAUUCUUAAUAGCCAAGAGGUGGAAACACUGAUAUGCCUGGCAACUGUUGAAUAUAUUAAUGGAAAUGCGGUAUGCAAUACAAUGGAAUACACUUCAGUGAUAAAAAGGAAUAAAAUGUUGACUUGUGCUGUACCUCAGACCAAUCUUGGAAGCCUAGUGCUACACGAAAGAAAUUAGACACCAAGACCAAAUAUUGUAUGGUCCAGGCUAGGCAAAUUCACAGAGACAGAGAGUUAAGUAGUGUUUCCUAGGGCAAAGGUUUGUGGAGAUGCAGCUAGGAGUAGUGAUUGCUAAAACGUAAAAGUCUCUUUUUGAGAUGGUAAAAAUAUCCCAACACUGUGGUAAUAGUUACAACCUGUGAAUAUUACUAAGAACCAUUGACUGCUUACACCAUACAUGGGCGAAAACAAAACAAAACAAAACCAUCAAUUAUUUAUAAGACUGAAAUUUGGCACUAAACAUCGAAAACCUUGUUAUUUCAAAUCCCCGCCACCAACGUACUGGGGGGCUCCCCAGCAGGUCUGGGCUUUCACGUGUGAGGUGUCCUCGCCGCAGCAGCGCUGCAGAGGUUAGUCGGGGCAGUGUGGGACGCGGCUCCCGCGGCCUCAGGUCACGGCGCGCCCCUCCUCCGGGCCUGAGUCACGGCGUCGCCGGAGUCCCCACGCGAGGAUGCUGCGGUGAGCGAGGUCCGGACGCCGCGGGCCCUGGGGCGCAGCGUGGGGCUCUCGGCCGCCCGCCCAGCGCCGCCGCUCGGGACUGCUCGGGACAGUCGGCGGCCUGCGCGCCCCGGGCCUCCAUGGCGUUCACCCGGAAGAGGCAGCGCGAGCAGCAGCUGCAGCUCUACUCCAAGGAGAGGUUCUCCUUACUGCUGCUCAACUUGGAGGAGUACUACUUCGAGCAGCAUACGGCUUUCCAUGUCCAGCACCAGGGCAGCCCCGAGGAAAGGAAAAUCAGAGGCUCCUUAAAGAUAUGUUCAAAAUCAGUGAUUUUUGAACCAGAUGCAAUAUCGCAGCCCAUUCUUAAGAUUCCUUUGAGAGACUGUUUAAAAAUAGGAAAACAUGGAGAAAAUGGAGCCAAUAAACACUUUGCAAAGGCAAAAUCUUUGGGUAUUUCACUCAUUUUCAGUCAGGUAUAUUUCAUUAAGGAGCACAACAUCGUGGCACCGUAUAAGAUAGAACGGGGAAAAAUGGAGUAUGUCUUCCAACUGGAAGUUUCUGGGAAGGUGGAAGAUGUUGUGGAGACAUUGCUACAGCUGCACAGAGCAUCCUGCCUUGAUAAACUUGGUGACCAAAUGGCCAUGAUAACAGCUAUCUUGCAGUCACGUUUGGCUAGGACAUCAUUUGACAAAAACAGGUUCCAAAGCGUUUCAGAAAAGCUGCACAUGGAGUGCAAAGCAGAGAUGGUGACGCCUCUGGUGACGAACCCUGGGCAUGUGUGCAUUACUGACACCAACCUGUAUUUCCAGCCUCUCAACGGGUACCCGAAACCUGUGGUCCAGAUAACGCUCCAAGAUGUCCGGCGCAUUUACAAAAGGAGGCACGGCCUCAUGCCUUUGGGCUUGGAAGUGUUUUGCACAGAAGAUGACCUGUGUUCUGACAUAUACCUAAAGUUCUAUGAGCCUCAAGACAGAGAUGACCUCUAUUUUUAUAUUGCCACGUACCUAGAACACCACGUGGCAGAACACACUGCGGAGAGCUACAUGCUGCAGUGGCAGCGAGGGCACCUGUCCAACUACCAGUACCUGCUCCACCUCAACAACCUGGCCGACCGCAGCUGCAAUGACCUGUCCCAGUACCCUGUGUUUCCAUGGGUAAUAAGUGACUACUCCAGCCCAGAGCUAGAUUUGUCAAAUCCUGCAACCUUCCGAGAUCUUAGUAAGCCAGUGGGAGCCCUAAAUCCAGAGAGGCUGGAGAGACUGCUGACUCGAUACCAGGAAAUGCCUGAGCCGAAGUUCAUGUAUGGGAGCCACUACUCUUCCCCAGGCUAUGUGCUCUUUUACCUCGUUAGGAUCGCACCAGAAUAUAUGCUGUGUCUACAAAAUGGAAGAUUUGAUAAUGCAGAUAGGAUGUUCAACAGCAUUGCAGAAACCUGGAAAAACUGUUUGGAUGGUGCGACGGACUUCAAAGAGUUGAUCCCAGAAUUCUAUGAUGAAGACGCCAGCUUCUUGAUCAAUAGUCUGAAGUUGGAUCUGGGGAAGAGACAAGGAGGGCAGAUGGUUGACGACGUGGAGCUUCCUGCAUGGGCCUCAAGUCCCCAAGACUUUCUCCAGAAGAACAAGGACGCCUUGGAAAGCAGUUAUGUGUCUGAGCACCUUCAUGAGUGGAUUGAUCUGAUAUUUGGCUAUAAGCAAAAAGGGAGUGAGGCCAUAGGGGCCCAUAACGUGUUUCACCCCCUGACCUAUGAAGGCGGUGUAGACCUGAACAGCAUUGAGGAUCCCGAUGACAAAGUAGCCAUGCUGACCCAAAUUUUGGAAUUUGGGCAGACACCAAAACAGCUGUUUGUGACACCACAUCCUCGAAGGAUCACCCCCAAGUUUAAAAGUUUGUCCCAAGCGUCCAGCUACAAUGCUUCUAUGACAGACUCCCCAGUUUCUCCAGGGGAGGAGUCAUUUGAAGACCUGACUGAAGAGAGCAAAACUCUGGCCUGGAAUAACAUCACCAAGUUGCAGCUACAUGAGCAGUACAAAAUCCACAAAGAGGCGGUUACAGGGAUAGCAGUGUCUUGCAAUGGGUCUUCAGUCUUUACCACCUCACAAGGCUUCAGAUCUUCCCCCAGCUUGUUAAGAAUUGUACCACUGGAAUAGAAUUGAAGACCCGGAAAUGAACCCACACACCUAUGGGCACUUGAUUUUUGACAAAGGAGCCAAAACUAUCCAAUGGAAAAAAGAUAGCAUUUUCAGCAAAUGGUGCUGGUUCAACUGGAGGUCAGCAUGUAGAAGAAUGCAGAUUGAUCCAUGCUUAUCAACCUGUACAAAGCUUAAGUCCAAGUGGAUCAAGGACCUCCACAUCAAACCAGAUACACUCAAACUAAUAGAAGAAAAAGUGGGGAAGCAUCUCAAACACAUGGGCACUGGAGAAAAUUUCCUGAACAAAACACCAAUAGCUUAUGCUCUAAGAUCAAGAAUCGACAAAUGGGAUCCCAUAAAACUGCAAAGCUUCUGUAAGGCAAAGGAUACUGUUGUUAGGACAAAACAGCAACUAACAGAUUGGGAAAAGAUCUUGACCAAUCCUACAACAGAUAGAGGGCUUAUAUCCAAAAUAUGCAAAGAACUUAAGAAAUUAGACCACAGGGAGACAAAUAACCCUAUUAAAAAUGGGGUUCACUGAUAAGAAAGGGGAGGGGGGAGGGGGAUGUUUGCCUGGAAACCGGGAAAGGGAAUAAUACUCGAAAUGUAUAUAAGAAAUACUCAAGUUAAUAAAAAAAAUGGGGUUCAGAGCUAAACAAAGAAUUCACAGCUGAGGAAUGCCGAAUGGCUGAGAAGCAUCUAAAGAAAUGUUCAACAUCUUUAGUCAUAAGGGAAAUGAAAAUCAAAACAACCCUGAGGUUCCACCUCACACCAGUGAGAAUGGCUCAAAAACUCAGGUGACAGCAGAUGCUGGAGAGGAUGUGGAGAAAGAGGAACACUCCUCCAUUAUUGGUGGGAUUGCAGAUUGGUACAACCAUUCUGGAAAUCAGUCUGCAGGUUCCUCAGAAAACUGGACAUUGAACUACCUGAGGACCCAGCUAUACCUCUCUUGGGCAUAUACCCAAAAGAUGCCCCAACAUAUAACAAAGACACGUGCUCCACUAUGUUCAUAGCAGCCUUAUUUAUAAUAGCCAGAAGCUGGAAAGAACCCAGAUGCCCUUCAACAGAGGAAUGGAUACAGAAAAUGUGGUACAUCUACACAAUGGAAUACUACUCAGCUAUCAAAAACAAUGACUUCAUGAAAUUCAUAGGCAAAUGGAUGGAACUGGAAAAUAUCAUUCUGAGUGAGGUAACCCAAUCACUGAAAAACACACAUGGUAUGCACUCAUUGAUAAGUGGCUAUUAUCCCAAAUGCUUGAAUUACCCUAGAUGCACAGAACACAUGAAACUCAAGACGGAUGACCAAAAUGCGAAUGCUUCACUCCUUUAAAAGGAGAACAAGAAUACCCUUGGCAAGGAAUAGGGAUGCAAAGUUCAGAACAUAGGCAGAAGGAACACCCAUUCAGAGCCUGCCCCACAUGUGGCCCAUACAUAUACAACCACCAAACCAGAUAAGAUGGAUGAAGCAAAGAAGUGCAGGCUGACAGGAGCCAGAUGUAGAUCUCUCCUGAGAGACACAGCCAGAACACAGCAAA
This is a messenger RNA of Rattus norvegicus (Norway rat), 6731 nucleotides long. Lineage: Eukaryota; Metazoa; Chordata; Mammalia; Rodentia; Muridae. The record is from RefSeq and is a predicted model, not a curated record.